Messenger RNA from Wallemia mellicola CBS 633.66, 1475 nucleotides. RefSeq lists its product as hypothetical. NCBI's taxonomy places the organism in Eukaryota, Fungi, Basidiomycota, Wallemiomycetes, Wallemiales, Wallemiaceae. The record is from RefSeq and is a predicted model, not a curated record. The transcript is spliced from 5 exons. Bases 57 to 1442 code for a protein of 461 amino acids.
AAUAUAAACCAUCAUCUUAUCGUCAGAAGUAUAUUUCUAUAUGCAUAUGCUACACUAUGAAAUACGGUAAACAAUUUGAGCAAUUAAAUGAGGAAUUCCCAGAGGAAUGGCAAGAGAAAAGCAUCGAGUAUAAGCACCUUAAGAAGCUUCUUACUGAUGUAGUAGAGGAGUUAAAUACUAUCGGAUUAAAUAAGGCGAAAUUGCUUGAUCUAUUACUCAGUAGAUCGGAAGAUACCCACAUUGAGUAUGUUCUUAACGGACCAUUGAAUCAGCCACAACCCCAACUCAUCGUACAAUUCAACGAUGACAAUAGCAAGAGAGAAUGGUUGAGCUUAUUCAACCUACAAAAUAACUCAUCGGGACUGAGUGAAGUAUCUGCAAGUACCUCAAAUAAAGAUAUGGAGAAGCAACAAUCUGAUGCUGUCGAGGAAAUAUACACAGAGGGCACAGAUCCUAAUAACAAAGAAAUUCAUAUAAAUCUUAAUGCGGAUGCUAAGUUCUUGGGUGCAUUAACCGCUGCGUUCGAUAAAUUGGAAGCCUUACAACUGGUCGAAAAGAAGAAGUUUGCUAAGCAAGUUGAAACUCUUUGUAAUGCUAUUACAGGUGUUACAGGUCCUGGUGCAGUUUCACAUUCAGCUUUCAGCUUACACAGGAAGAAGACCAACGAUUUAUAUGCUUGGAGAGAGAUAUUCACACUUUGGGUCGAGUCUGCAAUCUAUGAGGGUAUAACUGAAUCAAAUCGCGGUGAAAGAGAUGUUGAAAGUGCAGAAAAACGUCUCAAUGCGUUUGCUGCUGAAGUUGUCAAGAGAGGUUUGGGCGAUAGUAGAACGAUGAAAUCGAAGCAAUCUAGAGACGCUUUAGACCAAUUCUUAGAACUCAAUAUGGCUUUAUUAGACAUUAAAAAGUUUUAUACAGCAAAUCUUGAAGCAGCGCGUAAAAUUCUUAAAAAGCAUAUGAAAAUGACGGCUCUACCAACGGACGCGUUUUAUUCCUUCGCAGGUGUAGAAGGAAGCGCAUUACAGACAGCCACUAGUUCACAAAAUUCUAAUUUUGGCUGGACAUUUUACACUAUUAGUUUACCAAGAGUACUUUUAUCGCGGUUAACGGAAACACUGAUACCAAUAAUUCCAUCUAUAGACGAUUAUAAUUGCUUGAUAUGUCAAGAAAUAGCUUUCAAGCCAAUACGCCUUAGCUGCUCGCACAUAUUCUGUGUUAGAUGCCUUGUCAAAAUGCAAAAGCGUGGUCAAAAAGAUUGCCCACUGUGUAGGGCACCCGUCGUGUUAGCCGCGAAUAGAGAUAACCUAGACCAAGCUUUAGUUGGCUAUAUGGAACUUUGGUUCCCAAAGGAAGUCCGCAAGAAAUCGAAAGCGAACGACAAAGAAGCGCAAAAAGAACAUUACCAGGAGACCGGAAUUGAUGAAAUUAGUUGUACUAUUAUGUGAUUUUUUAUAGAUUUUGUUGUAUCUCUCGUAAUU